CAACAUUCGCCUAACUUUUCCUCCUUCCCGCCAUCAAUCUCCACUCUAACAUUCCCUUCCUUCCCUCAUCGGGAGCAUCUUGACCUUUCUUUCCCAAUCUGCUUGCAGCGAAUUUCGGUUGUUCAAUUUACCUGAGGUACCCAAGGUUGCCUUAUUUCCAUUGCCAACAAGAUUGGUAGGUACCUUACAUACCACCUGCCUAAGCGGUCUACCAGCCCUUAGCUGCAGAGCUCCCAGCUUGGUCGAGGUAGCUUGACCUUCUGUUGGUACCUACAUCCUACCGCCGCUCAAUUAGGACUCUCACUCUUUUGACAUCAUCCAACACCCCUCAAGAAUAAACUCUGAGCGAAGUUUAUCUGUAGUCAACAACUGCUCCCGCCUUGUCCGCCCGUCUACCUUAGUAGCCGCCAUCGUCAUUUCUCGCCACAUUGCACCACAUUAAACCCACCGGCCGAAAUCUAAGCUCCAACUGCCUGCUUGGCUACCGCAUCCUAGCUGCAUCCCCGCCGAGCGCAGCGCAACCACAACAUUGUCAACCACGUUCCAGAGCGACACCUUGACAUUCCACGACCAUCUGGUUUACUGGUACGACAACGGCCAGCUGUAUUCGACUUCCCCCCACCUCAUGCGCGCCAAACUGUAACAUCUACACCAUCACCUACACCUAGGAAUAAACUGCAUUUCAUCAGAGCAGCCUCUCCUCGUUCAGCUGUGGUCUCCAGGUACCACAUCGGAUGAGCCUAAUCGGAUAGCAUACUGGCCUUAUAUCCAAUAUCUACUUAGUCCUUCAUCGAAACGCAAACAAUCAUAGACAAGCCAAACCGAGUGAACCCGUUUAUCGAUCAUUAUGUCGGCCAGCGGCUUCACCAGUCCAUUCGGGGCCAAUUCAAACCCCUUUGGAUCGCCGGAAGAAAGGAGAGGUGUGGCCGGAUCUAUCCAACCUGUACUAGAAGAGGAGGAGGCCGACGGAAUCGGCAGUGAACCCAUCUCAUUCAAAAGCCCUGGAUUCCGGGCACCUUUCGGUGGAGGUGACGCAAACUCGGAGGGACCGCCAUCCUCCAGGCCACAGAACCCGGAUGGGUAUCCAGCCCAGUACAACUUUGCAAGGAGAACGUCAGUCUCGGCCGAGUCACUGAAGCCGAUUGCUGAUUCAUAUGACAACUGGACCCCGCCCUUCCACCCAAAGAGUGCCGAACAGCUGGACAGGCUUAAGAAGGCCAUACAAGGCAACUUCCUUUUUAGUCACUUGGACGAUGAGCAAAGUGCUCAAAUUCUUGGCGCUUUGGUGGAAAAGCCCAUCCCUGCCAAGGACAUCAAGGUAAUCGUCCAAGGCGAUGCUGGUGACUAUUUCUACGUUGUUGAGAAAGGCAAGUUCAGCGUCCAUGUCAACUCCAGCGGCGUGAUGCAAGCGGGAACCCAAGGCCUGGGCGAUCACGUCGGUACCAUCGAGGCAGGGGGCUCUUUCGGCGAGCUGGCGCUCAUGUACAAUGCACCACGAGCGGCUACAGUCAUGUCAGCUGAGCCCAACUGUGUUCUUUGGGCUUUGGACCGAGUGACUUUCCGCCGCAUCCUCAUGGAGUCGACAUUUUCACGUCGCCGGAUGUACGAGAACUUCCUGGAAGAGGUUCCCAUCUUGUCUACGUUGACAGCAUACGAGCGAUCAAAGAUUGCUGAUGCACUUGAGACGCAAAAAUACCCUCCUGGCACAGUUGUAAUCAAAGAGGGCGAUCCAGGCGAAGACUUCUACCUCCUUGAGUGCGGCGAGGCUGAAGCUUUUAAAGCUGGGAUUGACCAACCCGUGAAGCUCUAUAAGAAGGGUGACUUCUUUGGAGAACUUGCUCUGCUAAACGAUGCACCGCGCGCUGCAAGUGUGGUGAGCAAGACCGAGGUCAAGGUAGCAGCACUGGGGAAGUCGGCAUUCCAAAGACUCCUUGGGCCAGUGGAGCCAAUUAUGAGGCGCACAAGAUAUGACGCAAUCAAAACCGGCGUCGAGGAAAUGGAUCCACUACAGGCUGCCUAACCAUGCCGGCAGAGGCUGAAGAAUGCUGGUCAGACGGCGAGGAAACAGGUUGUCAAAUGGUCGAUGGAUACCUGACAGGUUGGACUCUGAUCGUGGGAUUCCUACAUCCAACAUGUGUCGAGGAAAGGCUGUUGUUUCUGCGUUUUAUUCUGUAAAGACGAGGUAAAGACCGUUACUGUUAACCGGGCUAGGUGGCGUUGGACGGAUGCUCGCAACUUGUUUGAUAUUCGUUAUUCCCCCAUUUACUAUGUCAAAAAUCCUUAGUUUUUUCUUGUUCUUCUCUCUCUCUCUCUCUGGCACCGUUGAACGCUUUCCCUGCGAAGUUUACCGAGGUGCUUGAUACUUGUAGACAAACCUGUGUCUCAGAGAUGGAAUAUCAAAACUGCAAUUCAUAUUCAAUGCAGACUACGGCCCGAGGUUCCUCGAUCUGGUAGGGAAAACUGAGGCAGUCAAUGCGUAAGCAAAGUUUCCGUAUCAGAUUCUAGCCAGGACCCUA
Messenger RNA from Pyricularia oryzae 70-15, 2516 nucleotides. RefSeq names its product cAMP-dependent protein kinase regulatory subunit. Gene Ontology annotation, cellular component: nucleus; cAMP-dependent protein kinase complex. The transcript has 4 exons. The coding region runs from base 848 to 2020 and encodes 390 amino acids. Gene Ontology annotation, molecular function: cAMP-dependent protein kinase regulator activity. Gene Ontology annotation, biological process: regulation of protein phosphorylation. The record is from RefSeq and is a predicted model, not a curated record. Lineage: Eukaryota; Fungi; Ascomycota; Sordariomycetes; Magnaporthales; Pyriculariaceae.